Messenger RNA from Melanaphis sacchari, 3173 nucleotides. RefSeq lists its product as uncharacterized. Bases 75 to 3173 code for a protein of 1032 amino acids. The record is from RefSeq and is a predicted model, not a curated record. The transcript has 59 exons. NCBI's taxonomy places the organism in Eukaryota, Metazoa, Arthropoda, Insecta, Hemiptera, Aphididae.
AUGAAGAUAUAAUAUAUUUAGACAAAAAAACGUUAAGUGACAUAGUAGAUCAACAAAAUUUUAAGGAAAUAACUAUGGAUAUCAUGGAAUUCUAUUUGUUAUUAAAAAAAUCACCGGGUAUAUUUGAAACUUACCCACACUACAAACAAAGAAUGUUUAUGAUUGCAAUCAAUGGAUUAGAUGAAGAAGAAUUCAACGAUUUAAAAAGAAUUUUCAUAAAACAAUGUGAAACGUAUGAUGCUUAUACAACCAGAAUGAAUGAAUUGAAAAUAUUUCCAAUGACUGAACAGUAUGCUUUUAAGCUUAAAAUAACCGUUCCAAGAGAAUUUGAAAAACAAGAUGGAGCAUAUAGGCAAAUCCUGAUGGGUUCUUAUCAAAAAAUGAAAAGACUAGAUAUAAGAGAUCCCAUCAGAUAUCUGGAUGAGUUUUCAUUUUUUAUUGAAAAUCCGGAGAUAGCUGAGCCAGCAGUUGAUAUUGCUGAUAAUAGAAGAGGUCCAGGAGAUUAUAGAGAGCCAUUCACUAGAAAACGAAGUGUAAUAGCAUUUAACGAGAUAAGGCAAACUAUUUUCAAAUUUAUUCUUCCAUGUGCAUUUGAAAAUUAUGAAAAUUACAAUAAGAGGAUACACGAAUUUCGAGAAAAGUAUGAUUUUAGGGAUUUUGAAGACAUUAACUUAAAUGAACGUGAAAUUUUUAGAACAUUUAUACAGCCAUUAACAAAGGAAGAAUUUACAGAUUUAAAACUGAGAUUUCCAAAAUUAAGUGAAACACCACUUGAUUAUGAAGAUAGAUUCGCAACAUAUGAUAUACAACCUUUGAUUAUUAAUGAUCAAUACAAUCUGUUCAAUACUUUUAAACAUAGUCAAAUUCAGCCUAGUGAUAACUUUGAUAGUUAUGCGGCUAGAUACAAAAAAAUAGCGUCAAACAAGAGAGCAUUUUUAGCUAAAAUGCGUAUUCCAUUCCAUGAAAAUUUUGAUUCUUUCAAAUCGUUUUUAGAGUCAUUAGAAAAAAACGACUACGACGAUGUAAUGAACGUUUUUCCAAAGUAUUAUGACACAUUCCAAGAAUAUAACGAAAUAAUGAAAGAACGUUCUCUACAGCCAGUUUCAAUAGAUUAUUUCAAGAUGUUUAAGGAUGUACAUCCACACUUGCUUGACGAUAAUUUUAAUGUCUAUGAGGCAAGAGUAAAAAACGGUAACAAUUUACCGUUUAUGAACCAACAUCAGUUUGAUCAGUUCAAGCUCCGUAUUCCUGGACAAUUUGAAAGCGUUACGGCUUAUAUAAAAAGAGUACCAGGUGCCUCAACUGAUGAUAUUGAACGUUUCAAACGCAUUUAUCCAAAAAUGUGUAGUACACUUUUAGAAUUUUCAAUAACUAUGAAUGAUAUGGGAAUAUCAAUGGUUAAAGAAACUUUUGAGUUUUAUAAAAAUCAAUUUCCUCAACGCAACGAAACGAAUUAUACAAUAUACAGUACCAGAUUGAACAGUUUAAGAUUUCCAAAGGCACCUGAAAGAUAUUCAAAUUAUAAACAGAGGAUGCAAUCAAUAUCUUUAGAUCCUUUAGAUAAAAGCGAAUUCAAUAAUUUAAAAAAGCUGUUUUCAAUACCCUAUGAAACUUACAACGAACACGUUGACCGGUUGAACAGUUAUUCCAUAGAGCCAUUAUCACUAGAAACAUUUAAAAAAGAAAAAUCACUUCGAGUUCUUGUAGGUGAAACCUUUGCAGAUCAUAAAACUAGAAUAAUGGAUAUAUUUAUUAAUCCAGAACUAGGAUUAAAUACGUAUACAGAUUCAAAUGUAACUAAGUUAAUCAAUGAUGAAGGUAUAGAAUCAUUGAUAGUGGAAAAUUUCAUGGAUCACGUACUAACUUAUCCAUUUAAUUAUGAUAGUUUUGAAAAGUUUUGCUGGAGACAAAAUAGAAAAGAUUCUAUAGCUGAUCCUGAUCCACUAGUUAAAACUCAAAUUUGGUAUGAUCGAAUGAAAAAACUCUUGCCUAAAUUAAAUGAAAACAUUGAAAUCUACAGAAAUAGAACAAAGGAAGAUAAUCUAGAAUUUCCAGAGAUCACAUUAAAACAGUUUUAUCGACAUUUAUAUGAAUUGCCACAUCCAGCAGAAUCAUUUUUAACUUUUGAUUCUAGAACUCAAAUUAAGGACUCUUCUGAUAAUCAUAUUUCGAUUUCUAUUCCGUCAUCAGUUAAUGAAGCACAGAAUUCUCAACCCCCAAUGAAUACUGCGAUGUCGACUCCUUCGCCCCCCAAACAUACAAUGUCACGUAGAACACAGUUCAAUACAAUCUUAUCUAAAAAAAAUACGUGCCCAACAAACUCCCAAACAUCUCAGUCUCUUCAGAAGUUUGAUUUGUGUCCUGAAAUUCAUAAACAUUUAAAUGUAUUUAAAAAAGAGUAUUUAAUAUUUUUAGAUAUCAAUGAAGUACUCGAAGAGGACGACUUUAAUGCAAUUAAAAUAGAAAAAUUUGAACUAAGAAAUAUUCAAGACAAUAUAUUGGAAGAAUUUUUAUUUUUGGGCUACACAAGUUCACCUAAAGAACUUUAUAAACUAUUUCAAGACCAUUUCCCAAGAGCAUUUGAUUCCGACAUUGAUUUAGAACAAUUUAAGAACAGUUCAUCAAUUUUCAACCACGAUGAAUUAGAUUCAAUUAAAACUUGUUUAGGGGUUAUGGACACUAAAUCCUUCAUUAGUUUUAAAGCCAAUUUUCCGAAACUAUUUGAAAGUUGGGAAGAUUUUAAUGAAAGAAGACUAAAAUUAAUGUACCCAGAAUUUUUUGAAAAUAUCAACAGCUAUAACAAACGCCUUAGUGAAUCAAAAUUAGUAUUUCCAUUCCCAUAUGAAUCGUAUCCACAAUAUAAGAUAAGAAAUGCAGUGUUACCUCAAAUAGAUGAAAGUUAUGGCAAUUAUAAAACCCGCUUUGUUCAGAAAUAUUUUCAUGCUAUGAAUUACAAAACGUCUGAAGCCACUGAUACCAAUACACCUGGAGCUAUGACUUACGAUGAAUUUGUAUUGUUCAAAAACAGUUUACCAAUGCCAGAAGAAUUACGUGAAGAUUAUACCAACCUUAAAUUUUGUAAUCAACUUAGAAAAACUACUGCAGAAAUGCUUGAAUGUUUGAGUAUUGCUUAUGGAGGUAAAGUAUUGAAGAAAACAGCUGCUUGUAAAUAG